Messenger RNA from Cheilinus undulatus (humphead wrasse), 1680 nucleotides. RefSeq names its product cell surface glycoprotein CD200 receptor 1-A-like. Lineage: Eukaryota; Metazoa; Chordata; Actinopteri; Labriformes; Labridae. The record is from RefSeq and is a predicted model, not a curated record. Gene Ontology annotation, biological process: regulation of neuroinflammatory response. Gene Ontology annotation, molecular function: signaling receptor activity. Bases 249 to 1163 code for a protein of 304 amino acids. The transcript is spliced from 7 exons.
CCUCACCAUGAAGACUGCCUGAGUCUUUUCUGUUUUGUCUGGAUGUGACAGGGAAGUGGCCGUUGUUUAACCGUGAGCUUACAAGGCAUUAAGAGAGAGAGAGGAAAUUAUCUGCUGGAUUAAAUGAGAUUAUAUCUCAGGAUCAACCCGGUUUGAUGUUACUGUAGUGAGAGCGUUCAGGACUGAAGAUUAAGAGAAAGACUUCAUGUUCUUAUCACUGGAGUGAGGAGACCACAUCACAGCAGGAGAUGGACAUGAAGUGGAUUUAUGCCAUGAUUCUUAUCAUUUCCCAAGCAUGGAGCCAAGAACCAGGAUCUAAUAAAAGCACCUCUGCGAUCACCAGCACUUCUUCUCCUAAAGUUUAUGGAAUCAGAAAUGUAUCUUUCAACCAAGGAAGUGCUGUUAACCUGACAUGCAGCAAUAAGACGUGGAAGGACACCAUGUUUGUUACCUGGGAAAUAAACAAACAGUGUAGAAUAGCCUUCCUACCUGGUGGCGAAAGUGUGGACACUUGCAACGAUGGGAAGUCACUUCGAAACACAUCCAGCUUCCAGUCGUACCUGCACAUCCCAAAGUUCUCAAAGAAAGACGAGGGGGUCUACAAAUGCGAGUCGCCUUACAAAGGAGGGAUAGAAUAUGUUAUUUAUCAUGUGGCUAUGACAGUUCCUCCUUAUGUUUCCAUGUGGCUUGAACCUAAGAACAACAAUGUGGUGGCAGUGUGCACAGCUAAAGGAGGAAACCCUGCAGCCAACAUAAGCUGGAAUCAUGAGGGAAACGCAUCCUCUGUGGUGACACCUGACGCUAAUGAACUUUACUCAGUAGAGAGUCGUCUGACGCUCCCCAAGGGAUUUGACACAAAAAGUGUGCGCUGUAUUGUCAGACACCCCUGCUGGGAACUGGAAAGGAUUUUUGUACUCCAUGAUAUCGCUCCGGUUCCUUGGCUGCUAAUUCUAACUGUUGUAAUUAUCACCGGGCUUUUAGCAGGAUUGUUAUUUAUUUUACAAAAGAAGCUAAGAAUACUCAGGCAGUGCCAGCAGUUGGAACACUCAAACUCCCCAUCCAAACCUCCCCCUACAGAGGAUGUGGAGGAAGUGGAGCCGUAUGCCAGCUACGUUCAACGUGUCAACUCUAUCUAUAACUCAUCUGCAGAUUUGUUCACAUAAAUUCCACACACGCAUGCUGAAAUGACAUCUCGCUUUUUGUGAGAAACCGAAGGCUGUGAAACUGAGUGGUGGUGAAAGAGUACAGAGACUUGAAAGUGAUGAAAAACUUUGUUAAAGAAGGACGCCUAAUGAAUGCUUGACUAAUGGAACAGGGGAUGCACCCAACCCCACAAUGUGGCUCCAAAGCACAGCAUGAAUAACCCACCUCAGUGCAUGUGGGUGUCAUGGAGAACGUUAACAAUAAUCUCAAAAACUACUGUGGAAUAACUACAUCUUUGGUCACACACCGAGACUACAGAAAUGAUAGCAUGACUUUCUUUGCCUAAAGUAAAAUGCUAUGCACCAAUCAUAUUUAAGUUCAGUAUGUAAAAAAAAAAGGUUAAUAUUUUGGUGGAUUUUCUCAAAUCAAAGUCAAAUCAGAGCGCCAAAAAUAACUAUUUUUAUUUAGUGAUUUAAGAUAUCUGAAAUAUUCAUGUUAUGUAUAAAUGAUUUGUAAAUAAAUAUGUCAUAAACCCAC